Messenger RNA from Chiroxiphia lanceolata (lance-tailed manakin), 1018 nucleotides. RefSeq names its product borealin-2-like. The coding region runs from base 66 to 908 and encodes 280 amino acids. The transcript is spliced from 10 exons. Gene Ontology annotation, cellular component: chromosome passenger complex; spindle midzone; chromosome, centromeric region. Lineage: Eukaryota; Metazoa; Chordata; Aves; Passeriformes; Pipridae. The record is from RefSeq and is a predicted model, not a curated record. Gene Ontology annotation, biological process: mitotic sister chromatid segregation.
GGCGGGGGCGGAGGGAGGGAGGAUCCCCCGCUCUCCCCGUGGUCCCGGGCUCGGUUCCCGGCGGGAUGGUCGCCAUGCCCCUGAGGAAGCCCCCGGGCAAGCGGCAGAGCUCGGACUCGGGCGUGGAGCCGGACCGCGGGGCGCUGCCCCAGGAGCGGGACCAGCGCCCCGGGCUGUCCCAGGAGAAGAAGGAUCAGCGCAUCGCGCUCUUCCUCAGCGACUUCGACCAGCAGGCCAAGGAGCACGUCCAGGAGAUGAAGAAGGAGCUCGAUGCGCUGUUGCAAACAGCUGAGAAGGCGUUUGCAGUGGAGCUGCUGACGAUGCCGGCUGCCAUCAGGAAAAUGAAAAGGAAAGACUUGCUCAAUUUGCAAGGAGGGGAGGAAGUGGCUCUUGCUGCUGCAGUGACUGACUGCUCUCUAGAAGACAUACCCAAUCCAAAACUGGUGAGGACCAACAGCAAAAAAGUUAAGGUAACUACAAUUGUCGAAUAUGAAGAUGCCAAGCACAGUUCUGCAAAGAAAGUAACUAAAAAAGUUUCCAAAACCAAGUCGUUGGUUUCAUUGGCCUCUGGUUUAAAUGGCAAACUGAACCCUCUUUCUAGUGCCACAAAUCUCAGAGCCACUCCAAAGGUAUCCAACAGUGCUGGAUUACAACAGACUGUCUCAAGAACUUUACCUACCCCUGGAAGAGUUCAAGGCAUGUUAAAAAGAAGUAAAUCAGUACCCCAAAAUAAACCAGUUCCAUUCGUAAACAUUCCUCUGGCUGAUGGACAGACACUCUGUACAGCUGGUGGAGACCUCCGUAAUAUUGAUGUGCAACUACUAAAUCAGGAUACAGUACAGCACAUUCAUAACUUGGUGAGUGAGCUGACUGUACUCUGUGGAAAGGCAACAGCUAAACCAAGUUAAUGGAACUGUCUUGUGCCCAUAGGAUAGUGGUGACAGUUCUUGCAUGCUGCCUCUGAAGUGUUUAGAUAAUGCUUGUUAUGUCUUAAUAAAGCUGUAUACCGGCCAGUAAA